Molecule: messenger RNA, 1011 nt
Organism: Penicillium angulare
Lineage: Eukaryota; Fungi; Ascomycota; Eurotiomycetes; Eurotiales; Aspergillaceae
Product: Cytochrome P450 61
Exons: 1
Coding region: 1-1011 (336 amino acids)
Biological process (GO): sterol metabolic process
Molecular function (GO): iron ion binding; oxidoreductase activity, acting on paired donors, with incorporation or reduction of molecular oxygen; heme binding
Source: RefSeq, a predicted model, not a curated record
AUGUCCAUGUUUCGUGAAAUAAACUGUGCGAUCUCAUGUCGUACUUUCUUCGGAGACUACAUAUCCCAAGACGCAGUUAAAAGGAUUGCUGAUGACUUUUAUCUCGCAACCGCCGCACUCGAAUUAGUCAACGUCCCUCUAUCAAUCUAUAUUCCAUUCACGAAGCCGUGGCGUGGGAAGCGCACAGCAGAUGCCGUGCAUGUCGAAUUCGCCAAAUGUGCAGCUAAGUGCAAGGCCAAUAUGGCGGCUGGGGCUACGCCCACUUGUAUCGUCGAUCACUGGGUUCUCCACAUGAUAGAAUCUAAACGAUACCAUGAAAAGAUUGCCGCGGGAGAGACAGAUGUGGAGAAACCAACUAAUCUGAUCCGAGAGUUCACAAAUGAGGAGAUUGGAGAAACACUAUUUACUUUCCUCUUCGCAUCCCAAGAUGCUUCAAGCAGUGCCACGACCUGGCUAUUCCAGAUCCUCGCACAGCGCCCAGACGUCCUCGAUAGAUUGCGAGCGGAGAAUAUAGCUGCACGAGGCGGCGACAAAACCAAAACUUGUGAUCUCGCCAUGCUAGAAUCCCUAACAUAUACCAACGCCGUCAUUAAGGAGUUGCUUCGACACAGACCUCCCGUCAUCUUCGUUCCAUAUCUAGCCAAGAAAGAUUUCCCCGUCACGCCGAAUUACACUGUCCCCAAAGGAUCAAUGGUCAUUCCCUCUUGUUAUCCCGCUCUACAUGAUCCUGAAGCAUAUCCCGAGCCAGACGUGUUCAAUCCCGACCGGUGGAUCACGGGCGACGCUGAAUCUAAGACUAAAAACUGGCUUGUUUUUGGGGCUGGUCCACAUGAUUGUCUUGCUAGAAGAUAUGUACCAUUGUCGAUGGCAGCUAUGAUUGGGAAGGCCUCUUUGGAACUUGACUGGGAGCACCACGCUACAGAGCAAUCGGAGGAGAUCCGUGUGUUUGCGACUCUUUUCCCAAUGGUAAGUCCUCUCUCGCUCUCGGGCUUUGCUCUUCCCGAGCUUUGA